Messenger RNA from Oncorhynchus mykiss (rainbow trout), 3140 nucleotides. RefSeq lists its product as uncharacterized. The record is from RefSeq and is a predicted model, not a curated record. Lineage: Eukaryota; Metazoa; Chordata; Actinopteri; Salmoniformes; Salmonidae.
UAUUUAUUUAAUUUUAGAAUAAGGCCAUAACUGUGCGGGCCUGGGCAACUCCAGUCCUCGUGUCAGACUUUUGCCCCAGUCACAGCUAAUGAUCUUCAGUUUAGAAUGCAAUUAGUUUAAAUCAGAUGUGUUUGCUAGGGAUGGGGGAAAAGUCUAUCAGGCCCUCGAGGACUGGAAUUACCCGGGUCUGCGUAACGUAACAAAAUGUGGAAAAAGUGAAGGAGCCUGAAUACUUUCCGAACGCACUGUACAUAUAGAACCAAACGGAAGUAAACUGAUUAAACGGAAUCAAACUGGGAGCGACGUACCUGAAUUUGUUCAAUAGAAACUCUCGUUUUCCGUUUGGAAUUAACUGUUUCUGUUGCAAAACGUUUAGCAACAGACCCCAGCAGCCCUGCGUUCCUGAAGGGCGCUGUGUAAAUCACGUGGGUCGCGCGUCAGCCAUUCUACGUUUUCAUUCCACUACAUUCGGAUCUACAAGAGGGCGGGAAUGGUCGAAUGGAAUUAUAGAAUCAUACGUCACGUUUCCUUGGAGAACAACAUACAUUUUGAAAAGUAGUGAUAUUUUAGUAUCACUAGCGCAUUUUGGAACUUUUUUAUUUUGUAAAAAUGUGGCUAAUGUAGUCUAGCGAGCACAUAAUUUGUCUAACAAUGACAAUUGGAAGUAUUCUAUUUUAAUCAAGCUAUAGGGUUAUUCACCCAUUUUUGGCAUGAUGAUGGACAACGGAGACUUCACUAACACGCUCCACACAUUUGAGGACCUGCCUUGCAAGGGUCUUGGAGACAAAAUGUCAAAUGCAAGCAAUAGUAGAUGCUCAAGUCCAGCAUAUGGAGUUCCUAGUGAUGAGGGAAAUCAACCCAGUGAAUCCCAUUCCGAUAUAAUAAGACAGCUUCAUGAUGAAAUAGAUCGGUCCAAAAUGUCAUACAAAGAAGUAGAGGCUAUGGUCCAUGCCCACAUGAAGCCUAUUUUGGAUCAAAUUCGUUCAGAUGCAUGUAAAUUGGUGAUUAAGUCAUCAGCAUUGGAGGAUGGCUGUCACAGGAAAGACCAGCAGGACAGACACAUUCUCUUACACAUCCCCUCCCUCCAAGAGCUCCUUUUGAAAUUAGCCUUUACAAAAAACUCAGAUGACGUGCAGAGUUACCUGAUCUCGUCCGACCGAACAUUCCUACUCUCUGAGAACGAUGCCCUGAAAAUGGAGCUCAGAGAUGCCAAGUCUCGACAUGAGACUGUGAUGAAGAGCCUGCACCUUUCCCUUCACUCUGCUGAACAAGAAAACAAGAGCUCCAAGCUCACACUCCAGCAGAACCUCAGACUUUCUGAGGGCAAGGUAAACUCCAUGGAGCAGAAACUCAAGGAGUUUGAAGGACAGGUCCUGUCCUUGCAGCACAAUCUCAUGGCCUCUAAUGAAAGGACUCAGAGUCUGCAGAAAACCCUCCGGUUCUCUGACAAUAGGCUCCAGUCCCUUCAGCAGGACCUGGACGAGUCUGAGAAGAGAGGCCAAAGCCUGCAGAAAAGCCUUGGGGACUCCCAAGAGAGGAACCAGACUCUGCAACAUAACCUGGCUUCCUUUGAGAAGAACAACCAGUGCCUUAGCCAGAACCUUAGCGCUUCAGAGAAAAAGGUUGACUUCCUUCAGCACAGUAACUGGAAGUUUGAGGAGAGGGUGAAGUCUCUGCAGCAGACCCUCGGCUCUUCUGAGGGAAAGGUCUCUCUCCUGCAGCAGAGUCUGAAGUCUUCAGAGGAGAAGGUCUUAUCCCUCCAACAUGACCAUUGGGCCUUGGAUGAGAGAGCCCAGUCCCUGCAGCAGAGCCUCAACUCCUCAGAGGAAAAGCUCCAGUCGACACAACAUUGGCUCAAGGCUACAGAUGAGAAAGCCAAAGCCCUGAAGGAAGCUCUCAGAUCUUCAGAGGAGAAGACCCAGUCCUUACAGGAGGCCCUGGGGGUCAGUGAGAGCUGGAUCAGGGCAACCAAGGCCCAGCAGCAGUCUCUGGAGAAAUGCAAAGAGGAGCUGGAGGAGAGGAUCAAGGGUUUGAUGCAGACUCUCCGGGCCACUGAGGGGGAGCACCACAGCACAGUGCAGGACCUGCAGGUGGGUCUUCAGAGUGCCAGGGAGAAGGUGGAGAUUCUGCAGGAUGCACUGAACAGGACUGAGUCUGGGCAUGUGAAGGAGGUGGGGCAGCUUCAAGAGAAACUGAACAGAGCUGCAAAAAAAUUGUCUUCAAGAGAGCAGGCGCUGCACAGCCAGAUUGCUGCCUUGAACACUAAAUUGCUGGAGGAGCAGUCAAAGGCAAGCAAGGACCUUGAAAGAUCCAUUAGAUAUGAGAAAGAGCUGCAAGACACUGUCAAGAUUCUCAGGAAGAAGCUGAGAACUCAAACUGAGGAGAAGGGGUUUGCUCUGAAUAGCCUGAGAAUGCGUCAGAAGGACCUGGCGGAUGUACAGCGCCACCUACAGGCAGACCUGCUGAGGUGCAGCCAGGUCUGUGGCAAGGAGAAGGGACCGCAGUACUUAGCCCCCCGCAAGGGUGGCCUGAAGGAGGAGUUCUUCCACCUGAGAACCAGCCUGCACUCCGUCCUGGAGAAGGAGGCUGGGAGAGACGACCCAGGGAGGCAAGACUGGGUGCAGGUGUUAGACGAGAUCAAGGACUGGGAGAAAAGGGCAGAAAAACAGGUGGACAGUUUAGAUUCUCUGCAGAGUUCCCAGCUGCUGGAAGAAGGAGGGGAUGAAAGGUACCAAUAUAGAGCAGGAGCAUGGAAAAGUGGAGCACCACCCUCCAUCCGUUCCCCUUCUGCUGUGACGAUUUCCCAGAGGAACCUCUCUACGAGGCCUGCUUCUCCAUAUCCCUAUGGGCAAUAUCUAGGGCAGGAGAAGAGGCUUGGGUCUAGCUCCCUCCGUGGCUUGAAUGAUUCUGAAGGCAUGCAGCAUUUACUAACAAUCCAAAAAAGACUGAAGAACCUCCAGUCAGUUGAAUUCCAGAGGAAUAUCAAGGGUUUACUCCGGACCUCAUAGCACCAGCAGCGAGACCCUUUUGGACCAUUGAAUUACUUUACAACUGAGGGAAACCCCAUUUUAAAAUACCAGACAAUUUGAGAAUUGUUAAAAUAAUCUGAAUUCAUGGCAAAUAAAUCAUUGGUUCUUGUC